AAUCGGUGGGGGACAGGGGGGACACGUCCCCCUCACUUUUCAGCUUGGGGGGGACAGCAUAGGAAAUGUCCCCCCCACUUUUUUCAGACGAAACAAAUAUUUUCUAGUAUAUAUAGCGUAACUGAUCACCAUUUGGCAUUUCGCCUUGGAGUGCCGGCUCUUAUGUUCCUACACUAGACUGGUAGUAAAUAUACUAAUUAUUUUACAAUCUAUUUGUAGUAGUUUUUAUUUUAAACCUUGAAAAUAGUUGAAGAUAUCCCCAAAUAAAUCACAAAUAUUCAUUAAUAAAAUUAUUAAAAUAACUAUUUACCGAAAUACUUUAUUUCCUGAUAUUUCCUGCCAUGCGCAGCACCGCAGACCUCAGGAAACUACAAGAGAAUAGACUGAGCCAGCUUACUGUAUACGAGUAUGAAUGAACAUGUCGAGCUCAGAUUAAACAUCAAACACCACACUGUCUGACUUAGAACACUUCUCACACCAAUCGUAAUUGGCUUUAAAUAAACGUCUUGUCAUCAGUUGUCUCGCCAAUAGGAUACCGCCUUAUCCACUUGCAAUUGAGUGUUCUGUUGUUUCACGUUAUGCUCCGGCGAUUUUAAGCAACUCGAAGCCGAUGUUAAACUAUUAAUUAACAACAAUAACAAAAUUUUCGCAAACCAGAUUUGCUAAAACAUGAAAAUAAAAACACGCCCAUUUCAAAUUUACCAAACCUCGAAAAUGAAAAACCUCGAAAUGUUUCCGGUUAUACGGUAUCUAAAUAUGCGUUAUUGGUUAAGUAAAAAUAACUAUUAAAACUUAAUGGUUCUUUCUUUUAUACUGAAAUUGACUAAUUGGUUUCGAACUUCAUAUAAAUAACAGGUAUUGCUGAUUUACUCUUAGCAUUAUGUCACUAAGUGUGUAUGCUAUUUUGAAUAAUAAUAUAUAUGCUCUCUCUCUCUCUCUCUCUCUCUCUCUCUCUCUCUCUCUCUCUCUCUCUCUCUCUCUCCUUUCAUCAUCAAUAGAAAUAUCAAUCUAUAAACUUAGGUAGUGAUGUGUAAUUUGAAAUAAUUAUACCCAAGUGUUGGGGCAGAAAGUCUAUAAAAAUGUAACACCAGAAAUGUUCAGUACUGGCAUCUACUUUUUUAUAAUUUGAAAAACCCAAUAAAAGACAUUUGAAAUUAAUAAUAAAAUAAAACACGUAAAGGAAAGACGGAACGAAAGUUAUAUAAAUAAUGGUUACUAGCGAUAUUUGUUAAUUUAUAAUGUAAAUAAUAUUGUUUAAUUAUUAUUAUUUUUUUAUUUAUUCUGAAAAAAAUGCGUUUAUUUUAUUUUGAAACAAGGACAUCGGAUCAAACUACCAAUAGCGCAUGCGCGCUAGGUAGAUGAUGGUCACUAGUUUUAGUUGUUAUAGACCGGCCGUGGUUAUAUCGUCGGAAAAACAACUACUCCAGUCUCCAGGAAUCUAAUAACGAAUAUUUUGCAUACAGUGUAUUCGUCAAUUAUCAUUGUACCCAUAGGCUUAUAUCCGGUUAUUUUGACAUGCUAUUUGAUACAACAAUUCGAAUUUGAUGAAUUACACGCAGGUUAUUUGGCAAACUGCAUCGUCCAGGACGAAACGCUAACGGAGAUAGUAUACCGUAGAAAAACUACCAUGGACAUUAAAAAGUUCUUCACUGCCAUACCACGCCAUGCCCAGACUCUGUUGCGAGUAGGGACGACACCGGAUUCAAAUGUCGAAGUUGUUGGUGAAGAUGUUAAAGAAAAAACAGAGAAAAGAGUCACUUCUCAGACACGGUUGCCCAUCUUACCGCCAGUGCCGUACCAGCCACGGGACGUCAACUGCAUGCCGGUGCAACGGCUCGCUAAACGAACGCUAUGUUUUCAGCGCGCGUGGUUCGAUAGCUUUCCAUGGCUCCACUUUGACGCUAACGUUAGCGGAGUACUCUGCUUUACUUGUGCUAAAGCAGCAUGCAUGGACUUGGCCGGCAUGGCGCGGUGUUCAGAGGACACAUUUGUUUCCAAGGGAUUUUGCAACUGGAAGAAGGCAAUUGAGAAAUUCAAAAUCCACGAAAAGACAUCUGCACAUAUGAUUUCUCAUAGCAACCUGAAAUUCCGGUCUUCCAACAACGACGUUGACGCACAGUUAAGUACGCACCAUCUUGAAGAACAAACGAAGGCGCGCAACGCUCUGCUGAAGAUUGUGACGACCGUCCAGUAUCUAGCGCAGCAAGGACUGGCAAUACGCGGCAAAGAGUCAAGCGACGGUAACUUCAUGAAGUUGUUAGAGCUGCGGAGCAACGAUGACGUCGUGUUACAGAGAUGGUUGACACGCACAACUUCAUACACAAGCGUUGCCGUGCAAAACGAACUGUUAAAAAUCAUGGCACACAUGGUGCUGCGAAAUAUUUGCAAGAACGUGGGCCUUUUUGCAGUCAUUGUCGACGGAACCCAAGACAUCCAAGGCGUUGAACAGGAGGCAAUAUGCGUGCGAUAUAUAGACGACGCUUACGACGUUCACGAGGACUUUAUCGGUCUGUACAGCGUAUCUGAGACGACUGGUGCCAGCCUCAGCAGUAUGCUGCAAGACGCGUUGCUCAGACUCAACCUCCCAAUCACGCAUCUGAGAGCGAAAACGUAUGACGGAGCCAGCAAUAUGUCGGGCAAAUACCAAGGCUGCCAAGCACUGAUAAAGAAAGUACAACCACUGGCAAACUACACGCAUUGCGGUGCACACAUCACGCACCUCAUCUGUGCGAAGGCCAUCGAGAGUGCACCGUUCCUUCGCGAUGCUCUUAACGUGGUGCAGGAACUGGGCGGCUUCUACAACUCAUCAGGCAAAUUUAAAAAUUUGUACCUCGAUCUGCAAGUUAUGGAUGAUAGCCCCUCCCCUUCACGCCUGAAGCCGCUUUGUCCAACACGCUGGCUGUCACGUGGGAUUGCCGUUAGAGCCGUCCUUAGCAACUACGCACACGUGCUGGAGGCACUGAAUGAGGCAUCAUCUACAUUUGGCAGCAGCACAGCAGCGAGGGCUAACGGCAUUCACAGCCUCCUGUCUACCGCGAAAUGUGUACUUGGUCUGGUUGCAUCUCUCCCAGUGAUCGAAUGCCUCGAAAAAUUCAACACAGUGCUACAAGGGGCAGAGACAACUGUUGAUGGGAUGCUAGCUGCUGCAUCUGUUGUUAGCAAGAACCUUCUGUUAUAUCGGCGCGACAUAAACAUGGAGUUCCACGCGAUUUUUGAGACGGCAACUGAUAAAAUUCGAGAACUGAACAUUGAGCCAAUCUCCUUGCCGCGCACUCGGAAAAUUCCACGACGAUACAAUGACGGCGAAAAAUCCCACACGCACACCAGCUCAGAGGAGUUCUUCCGUGUGCAGUAUGUGGCGGCAGUUGACAGUGCUGUUGCUAACAUUGAUGCCUUCUUCACCUCUACGGACUUGACCUCAUACAAGCAGUUGUCCGACAUGCUCACCACCGGUGUCGUAGACGAAGACGUCGUUUCUCGCUACCCCGAACUGUCUGAAUCACUGCAGCAGGAGCUGACAUUCUUCUGCCGACAGUACGAGCACUCCAGCGUGGACAAUGUGCGCAUCACAUUUCGCAGUAUGGUACCAGAAGUUAGAAAGUUGUUUCCGCAAGUGUCAACCCUACUACGUCUCCUUCUGGUAUCGCCUGCAAGUUCGUGCUCUGCCGAGCGUUCAUUCAGCGCACUUCGCAGGGUGAAAACGUGGCUCCGGAGCACUAUGACCCAGCAGCGUCUCAACCACAUGAUGGUCUGUCAUGUGCACAGAAAUCGUCUUGCCGAGUGCACUGCACGAGAUAUCGCAAUUGAAUUUGUCGAUGGAUCGAGCGAUACACGGCGUAGUGUUUUUGGGAAAUUUUUGACCAUUAAAGACUUGUUGGAAUACCAUCAGUGGCACCAUUGUUUUUAUUCAUGUUCAUUAUUUGUACUUGAAUUAAGAAAUUUGACCAAUAAAGUUAUAUUGUAUCUAUAUACCAUUUGUUCAGUUUAGUCACAAUAAUUAAGGCGAAAAAUAUUUUGUCAGAAAGCAGCUCGGCUAGCCAGCAGAAAACACCUCAGAACAGCCCUAGAAGGGGUAAAUUUUCCAAAAUUUUCGGGGGGAGGGCCCCCAGACACCCCGCCACGGGCUUCGCGCCUGCGGCGCUCGCGGUGUCGGGCUUCGCCAGACACCUCGACCCCCCCCCUACAAAAAAAUAAAAAUAUAUGUAUAUGUAUCAGUCCCCCCCCACUUUUAAAACCGGAUCGACGCCUAUGGACCUAGUACGAAGCAACUGACAAGUGUUUGAAUAUACUAAUGGUUUUGUUGUUUCCAUUAAAAACAAGAUAAACGUGCAACACGUUUUAUGACAGACGAAUAGCAUAUUCAGAGAUGUGAAAAGUAAAUAAAGAUACCAAGUCUCA
This is a messenger RNA of Gigantopelta aegis, 4398 nucleotides long. Its product is annotated as zinc finger MYM-type protein 1-like. Gene Ontology annotation, molecular function: protein dimerization activity. The transcript has a single exon. The record is from RefSeq and is a predicted model, not a curated record. Bases 1628 to 3988 code for a protein of 786 amino acids. Lineage: Eukaryota; Metazoa; Mollusca; Gastropoda; Neomphalida; Peltospiridae.